This is a messenger RNA of Pundamilia nyererei, 3428 nucleotides long. RefSeq names its product F-box protein 31 (gene fbxo31). The coding region runs from base 221 to 1891 and encodes 556 amino acids. Gene Ontology annotation, molecular function: protein binding. Gene Ontology annotation, biological process: SCF-dependent proteasomal ubiquitin-dependent protein catabolic process. The transcript has 9 exons. NCBI's taxonomy places the organism in Eukaryota, Metazoa, Chordata, Actinopteri, Cichliformes, Cichlidae. Gene Ontology annotation, cellular component: SCF ubiquitin ligase complex. The record is from RefSeq and is a predicted model, not a curated record.
UUCAGGCAUAGGCUACCCUUAUAAACUUGCGUAACUGCAGGAGAUACUGCACACUACCGUCGCUUUAUGUUCAAAAGCAACAAACUACGCACUGUACGGGAACAUUGUGACGUCAGAUGAAAUGCCUUUGCCCAUGCUCGCGAGGACGAGGAAGGAUCAGGCACACUGCAGCUGAUGGAUGUGUUGUAGUGAUGUAAUGUUGCCUGUUUGGUAACUACGGAUGGCUGUUUGCGCCAGGCUCUGCGGAGUUGGUCAGUCUCGGAGGUGCCGAAGGCGACAGAGGCAUAACCAGCAGGAUCAAGGCAGCGAUUCCGACAUGGACGAGGAGGAAGAGGAGCGGAUCGUGGGCAAAGGGAGAUUCGACGCAGGUGCUUGCGGAGGCCCAGAGCGCGGCGUAGCAGCCACUGCAGGGCCGAGUGACGCUUGCGAAUAUGGCAGCGGUCGUGUCAACACAGGGGGCUUUCUGGAUCGCACGAGCACGGGACCUCCACACCCCCAGUCCUUAGCGGAAUUACCACCGGAGCUUUUAGUGGAAAUAUUCUCCUUGCUCCCAGGAACAACUCUAUCAAAUGUUGCCCUCGUUUGUAAGAAAUUCAGACAACUCCUCAAGACGGAAACCAUCUGGAGAAGGCGAUGCAUUGAAGAGUUUGGCAUGAGGGAGGAUCUGAGGAAGGUGGAAGCACGAGGAGUGACUAGCCAGGAUCUCUAUGUUAAACUACUUUACCCAUACAGGCAUAUUUUGGGCCUAUGGCAGCCUGACAUUGGCCCUUAUGGUGGAUUGCUCAAUGUUGUGGUGGACGGGUUGUUCAUCAUUGGCUGGAUGUAUUUGCCACCUCACGACCCUCGCGUGGAGGACCCCAUGAGAAGGCGCCCACUCUUCCAGAUCCACAUGAUGGAGAGCAACAAGGCCACUGUGGAGUGCAUGUAUGGACACAAAGGUCCUCACAAAGGAGACAUACAGACAGUAAAGAAGGAUGAAUUUUCAACAAAGUGUAACCAGACUGACCAUCACCGCAUGCCAGGAGGCAGACAGGAGGAGUUCAGGACAUGGUUGGAGGAAGAAUGGGGGAGGACACUGGAAGAAAUAUUUCAUGAGCACAUGCAGGAGCUUAUCCUAAUGAAGUUCAUUUAUACUAGUCAAUAUGAUAACUGCUUGACAUACCGAAGGAUCUACCUGCCACCUGCAAAGCCCUCUGACCUGCUGCAGCCAGGCCUUUUCAAAGGCACCUAUGGUAGUCAUGGCUUGGAGAUUGUCAUGCUUAGUUUCCAUGGAAUGUCUGCAAGAGCAACCAAACUCACUGGAGAUCCCAAUGUUCCUGCAGGGCAGCUCACACUGGAUGUUAACCUGUGUCGGCCUGUGGUCCUCCCAGACUUGGAGCAACAGUGUAACAUUGAGGAGCUGUCACGGCUAGUAAUGGGAGUGCAUGAGGAAGUACAGAGGGAGCAGGAACAAAAGGAAAAUGGCACUUCUGCCACAGGUAGAUGUGCAGCUGAAGGGGCCUGUGGUGGUUCCAGCGCAGCAGAGGAGAUGGAGUCAGAUCACGGUGCUUGUUCAGACAGCUGUGACUCUAGUCACAGUAGCAGAUCCAAUCCUGAAACACAGCCUUUUGUCUUGCCUAUGGGGGUCAUGGCUCGCAACGAGGAGUACCCUCGCACCUGCAGAAAAUGCUUCUAUGGGACAGGCCUGAUUGCUGGGCAUGGCUUUACAAGUCCAGAGCGCACCCCGGGGCUCUUUGUGCUGUUUGAUAAGGACCGGUUUGGUUUCAUCUGGCUGGAGUUGAAGUCUUUCAGUCUGUACAGUCGCCUGACGGACAACUUACCUCACGCUCAUGCCCCCGACUUGGAGCGAUUUGAGGCCAUGCUGCGCAACAUGCAGUCCUGGACAUCCUGAUGCACCAAGCUUUAAGUCUCCUCCCACAGUAAUAGCCAUCAUAACAACCAUUCUACACAAUUACACCUCUGUCUUCUGCUGGCAACGAUACUAUCAUGAUUAACUUAAGAGUUUGAAAGGCAUUAGGUGUUACCAUCUAACUUUAGCUUGUUCCAAUCCAAACUCUUUGAAAGGCUGCCCGUGUCACUGUUUGUCUUCACCUAACGUAUGACCUUAAUCCUCCAGUGCAGCAUGAUAACAGGUCACAAAUUGAUUUAUUCACUGUAGGACAAAAAAAACAACAACAAAGGAAUGACACCAUUUAUUAUAGAUCAAACUGUAUGUGCCUCUGAUUCUAAAUCCAUGUCUGUACUUGGCAGUGCUUGAAGAAGACAAAGGUGUCCAAUGUAUUCUACUAUAUAAUAUAGUAUUAUACUGAGUUCAGUGCCCAACAUAUUAAACUGCAUGCUGCAUUUAUUUACACUCAUAACCACUAUCUGAACCUGUUUUGUUUUCAAUAAAGCAGCAUGCCUUUUUCCCCCCCUCAGUUUUUUCCUUUAGAGACAUCCAGACUUUAGAAAAGACAGCAUCUCAGGUGUUUCUCUUUGCCCGACAUUAGUGAUACAAGGACAGACGAGUAUUAAGUACAACAAACGUGUUUUAAGUUUCAUUCAUUGUAUGGUGUCAAAUAGAAUUGCUGAAUAGGUUUUACAAGCGGGCAAUUUUCUAACUGUUCACCCGCCGUCUUAUCAAACACGGUACUUACAUCAACCAGCGUUGGUCAGACGUUUAUGUCCUUCAGCAACAUCAGACAUGCUUACUAUCACCACACCUGAAUUAUUAUGUAAGAUGGAAAAAGGAAUUGUAAUGUGACAACGAUAACAGAUACAUAAUCUGGAUUUAUUCAAAGUAUCAGCGUUAGACAGUUUAUGCUUCUGUAACUAUGGUAUGAAACUGAAGCUUCACUUACCUUUGAAAUGUAUUGAGUUUGUUUAAUGGCUGACACAGUGUUUGCCUGGCUUUAUACCUGCAAAGUUAUUCCCUACAGGUUUCCCAGUUGUUUUAAAUUCUAGACCUUGUAGCUGAACAUUAUACGAUCUAACAGCGCAGUACCAAGUAAGUGUCUGUAUGUCUCAUUAUGGCCUGAUGGUGAUGCCCAGUAGCUUUCCUACUCCAAGUGCACUUUUCUGGGCAAUAUAUUGAAUCAUUUGAAAACCACUGGCCAGCACUUUUAUAUCAGACUGCAGCUUUACUAAUAUUUGCAAAAAAUAGAUAUCUGCUAAAGCGUUGUUGUGUUUCCUUUUUGUCCCUCCAUUAAAUUCCAUCUCAACUUUAGUGAAUUUGUUUGAUAAGUUAUUUUCUCUGUAACCCAGCUGUUUGAAUAAUUUGCCUUUUAAAAGUGUUGCUUUGUACUAUUUUAAAUGCCAUAUGCCUGAAUUUGUGGAAAACUAAGUUUGACCUAUUGAACUGCUCACAUCAGACUUCAGGGAGCUUUUCAGCUUAAGCGCUCUUCUCAGUAAUGAAUAAACAAAAGAGGAAAAAAAAAAAGAAAAAAGAA